AUGGAAACCGUUCUCCUCAUUCUCGACGUUCAAAACGGGGUGAUCGACCGCCUCGAAAACACAGAGCCCUACCUACAACGCUUGGCAUCAACUGUCACAGCCGCUCGCAAACAUAACAUCAAAGUAAUGCAUGUCGUGACCUCAUUCCGGCCCGGCUACCCAGAGAAGCACCCCAACAACUCAUCCUUGACUGCUGUCGCUGCUCGCGGUGCAUACCUCGAUGGCGAUGAUUCGGUCCAAGUCCACCCAGCCAUUGCACCAGCUGCCAGAGAGGUAGUUCUUACGAAGCGCCGUGUGUCGGCAUUCUUUUCUACCGAACUCAAUAUGCUUCUACGCUGCGCUAGUGCCGAGGCUAUCGUUGUCGCUGGGUUGAUCACUAGUGGUGCUGUGCUGUCGACUGUUCGCCAGGCGAUGGAUCUGGAUUACCGCAUUACGAUUCUCGAGGAUUGCUGCAUGGAUCGGGAUGAGGAGGUGCACCGUAUUUUGAUGCAGAAGGUCUUCGCACACAAAGCUCAGAUUGUUUCUGCCGAGAAAUGGGUGAAGGGUCUUGCGAAGGAAUCCUAA
Penicillium soppii is the source of this 564-nucleotide messenger RNA. RefSeq names its product cysteine hydrolase family protein. The transcript has a single exon. NCBI's taxonomy places the organism in Eukaryota, Fungi, Ascomycota, Eurotiomycetes, Eurotiales, Aspergillaceae. Bases 1 to 564 code for a protein of 187 amino acids. The record is from RefSeq and is a predicted model, not a curated record.